Paramecium sonneborni is the source of this 1170-nucleotide messenger RNA. The record is from the annotation of a GenBank genome assembly. Lineage: Eukaryota; Ciliophora; Oligohymenophorea; Peniculida; Parameciidae.
AUGAAAAGAAGGAGUAUUGAAGUAUCAAGUUAACCAGGAUCUCCUAAACGUAAAUUAUCUUAAAUGAGUAUACAUGGUAUAUUAUCUAUAUAAUUUUAAGAUUUUCCAAAUUUGGAACUAUUAUGUUAAAAUUAUGAAGAUGAAUAAUUGGGUUAAAUGUUAACAGAAAGUAUUAUAGUGAGUAAAUUUAUUUGUGGAUAAAUAAUAUAAAAAGCAAAUAGAAUUAUUUAAGAGAAUAAUAUAAUGAAUUAAUUGAUACCAUUUGGAUGUAAUUGGACAGAAUAAUUUAUUAAUAUGAUUAUUAUAGAUUAAAUAGAAGAUAUUAAUUAGAUUGAUUUUAAUGAAGAUGAAAUUGAACCUUAACCAUGUCGAAUAGAACAUUGGAGAAGAAUGAUUGGUUAAGUUUUAAAUUCUAAAAGAAUAUUAAUUGAAAAUAGAUCUUUUAGAAGAGAAUCAAAAUUAUAAACUACAAUGAUUCCUAGAGUAGAAAUAGAGAGAUUUGAUACUUAACCAGUAAAAAUGGGAGAUUUAGAUGAUGAUCUUGAUUUCGAUACUGAGAUUGAAUCUAUGAGAUAAGCUAAAGCAAGAUAGAUAUUUAAUUAAUAAUAAAAACAGACAUAAGAUCUUAUUAAGAAAUAAGAAUACCAAGAAAUGAAUAGAUAACUUAAAAGAUUAAAUGUUGAUUCUAAAUGUAUUAAUCAACUUACUUAGCCAAAUACACUUACGAUUUUGAAGGAAGAGUCCUUGUUUAGAAACCACCUGAUGUUGAACGUUAUCCAAAAACUUAUAAAGAUAUCCAAGAAAAAAGAGUAUUACUUGAAGUUAAAGACCUCUUUCCUAAUCAUAAAAAAUAAUUAGAAUCCAUUAAUAAUUAUAAAAAGAAAACCAUUGAAUAAUGUAAUCCUUCUACUUUAUCUAAUCGUUUUAGCACAUCCUAAAUUGAUAUUAUUUAAUUACAAAAAGGAGUUGCUUUCAUUGAAGGUACAAAUGAAAAAAGAAAUGAUCGUUAACAUUCUUUAAUUGAAAUCAAAGAUCCUAGAGAUUUAUAAAAAACUCUAUCUUAAAUACAUUUAAAAAUGACUAAAGAAGAAUAUUCAAUCAUUACAAAUCAACCAGUAUAGUCUAAUCUUAAUAAUAAAAAAUUAAAUCUAACUGAAAAUUAAAUUAAAU